AGCCUUGGGAAGAAAAUGUAGGCUCAAAUAACAUUUGUAGUUGUAAAUAGCUAUAGAGUUUUCCCAAGGAUUACCUUUCUUAGUAUUAUCUGAUAACAAAAUUUAAAAAAAAAUCCUGAGAAAAUUCACUGUUCCUUUUCUUUUGUUGACUCUAUAAAUUAAUGUGAAAUAGGAAGCGAGGCUGCUGCCAGGGGCUGAGCCCUGCAGACCCAGUGCCCUGCAGGUAGUGCCCUCCUCCAUACUGCCCCCCAGGACUGCAUCUGGGCCUUUCUGGUUUGUGGUUACGGUGCUUAUAGAGCAUUGAGGUAACCCCUGGUGCAUAUUUUACAGAUUGAAGGAAAGUAACAGUGAAUUUUAGUUCAGAGUCCUGAGGGUGAGGUAUCAAAUACUCUGGCUGAAGGUCUUUCUCUAGGUUUACUUCCUCCAUAGCUGGGCAAAGGUGUGGGGUGGUGCCAUGUGGGGUAACCAGAUUCCCAGCACCCUGUGAGGUAGACCUUCCUGGGUUUUAUGGAUUCCUACCGCAUGUUAGCCAAAUGGCUGUUUUCAGUUGUGCAAUAGAUAUGAGUAGCCUUUGGUUUGUGUUCUUUCUGUGAUUACAACAUGAGGAAAUACAUUCCUCUGGUGUGAUAUUUUCGUGGAACUUUAAUUUUAAAAUCAUGUAGCAUUCUAAAACCAGGCAUUAUUUUUUUGAUAUGUUGUCUAGGAGAUAUGUGGUCUUUAUUUUAAUUAGGUUGCUGAGCUUUUUACUGUUUUACAUAAUAUAACAGUUAAAGGGUGAUUAAACUGUUAAAAAAAAAGUGAUUUUUUAAAAAGUGCUUGUUGACAUCAUCUUUCCGAGAACACUAGUGUAUGUGAUUUACUAUAACAAGAUCUCAGUUUUUCCUGUUGGCAAAUGACAUGUAAUAUUUACAGAGGUCUUGGGUUUAGUCCAGCAGAAACAUCUCAGAUAAAUUGAUGUGUGAAACUAAAGCCAUUUUACAUUUCCUUUCAUAUGGGGAUAAUAGAAACAGUGUUUUCGUUUAAAAGUAAAGAGAGACUGGCUAUUUAGUAUGGAUUUCUUUGAGGGGACAACUUGUAAUAGUAUGCAUUCUCUAGAGUUAAACAUCAAACACCAUGUUUUUAGUUUUAUAACUCAGUGAUAUGCAUCCGGCAGUUGUGUGUUGAGGAUUCUGAGUUAAUUCAUGGGCUUUUUCUCCUGGUGUCAUGCUUGUCUUCCUUUUCCAUCUAAAUGUAUAAGGUCACAUUUUGUAUUUCACAUAUUUAAAUUAGCAUAAAUUCUCAAUCUAUGAGAUUUUUACUUUUAAAAACUAGAAAUAUCUCUAAACUGUUAACAGAGUCUAAGUAGUGAAGUAUCUUCAGUGGCCUUUUAAAAAAUUCAGUUGGAAUAUUCCAACUGUCUGUAAAUAUUUUCAGCAUUUAACCUAAACACAGUUCAGUGCUAAAAUGUAUUUAUAGCGGAAUUCUUAUCUAUUGAGCGACGAAGAGAGUGAAAUAUAGUAACCUCGGAAAUGUAGUCUCGUCUGUUUGAGACCAGUUACCGUUUUGUAGGUAGACCAGUCAGUUCUUAGGUACCAAGAAUCUCAAUGAUCCUUUUACUUUUAGGAAGAUGAUCACAGCCGUGUUAAACUGCAGAAUGCUGAGAAUGAUUAUAUUAAUGCCAGUUUAGUUGACAUAGAAGAGGCACAAAGGAGUUACAUCUUAACACAGGGUCCACUUCCUAACACAUGCUGCCAUUUCUGGCUUAUGGUUUGGCAGCAGAAGACCAAAGCAGUUGUCAUGCUGAACCGCAUUGUGGAGAAAGAAUCGGUCAAAUGUGCACAGUACUGGCCAACAGAUGACCAAGAGAUGCUGUUUAAAGAAACAGGAUUCAGUGUGAAGCUCUUGUCAGAAGAUGUGAAGUCGUAUUAUACAGUACAUCUACUACAAUUAGAAAAUAUCAAUUAUAUUGAGAACUUGUGGAUCACACUGUAUUUGAAAUUAUUAAUGCUGGAUGUUAAAAGGUCACUAAAAAGUGGUGAAACCAGAACAAUAUCUCACUUUCAUUAUACUACCUGGCCAGAUUUUGGAGUCCCUGAAUCACCAGCUUCAUUUCUCAAUUUCUUGUUUAAAGUGAGAGAAUCUGGCUCCUUGAACCCUGACCAUGGGCCUGCGGUGAUCCACUGUAGUGCAGGCAUUGGGCGCUCUGGCACCUUCUCUCUGGUAGACACUUGUCUUGUUUUGAUGGAAAAAGGAGAUGAUAUUAACAUUAAACAAGUGUUACUGAACAUGAGAAAAUACCGAAUGGGUCUUAUUCAGACCCCAGAUCAACUGAGAUUCUCAUACAUGGCUAUAAUAGAAGGAGCAAAAUGUAUAAAGGGAGAUUCUAGUAUACAGAAACGAUGGAAAGAACUUUCUAAGGAAGACUUAUCUCCUGCCUUUGAUCAUUCACCAAACAAAAUAAUGACUGAAAAAUACAAUGGGAACAGAAUAGGUCUAGAAGAAGAAAAACUGACAGGUGACCGAUGUACAGGACUUCCCUCUAAAAUGCAAGACACAAUGGAGGAGAACAGUGAGAGUGCUCUACGGAAACGUAUCCGAGAGGACAGAAAGGCCACCACAGCUCAGAAGGUGCAGCAGAUGAAACAGAGGCUAAAUGAGAAUGAACGAAAAAGAAAAAGGUGGUUAUAUUGGCAACCUAUUCUCACUAAGAUGGGGUUUGUGUCAGUCAUUUUGGUUGGCGCUUUUGUUGGCUGGACACUGUUUUUUCAGCAAAAUGCCCUAUAAAUAAACAAUUAAUUUUGCCCAGCAAGCUUCUGCACUAGUAGCUGACAGUGCUACAUUAAUCAUAGGGGUUUGUUUGCAGCAAACGCCUCAUAUCCCAGAAACGGUGCAGUAGAAUAGACAUCAACCAGAUAAGUGAUAUUUACAGUCACAAGCCCAACAUCUCAGGACUCUUCACUGCAGGUCCCUCUGAAACCCAAACUGUAAAUGGCUGUCUAAAAUAAAGACAUUCAUGUUUGUUAAAAACUGGUAAAUUUUGCAACUGUAUUCAUACAUGUCAAACGCAGUAUUUCACCUGACCAACAUUGAGAAAUCCUUUAUCACAGGAUUUGCUUUUGGAGGCUAUCUGGAUUUUAACCUGCACUUGAUACAAGCAAUAAAUAUUGUGGUUUUAUCUACGUUAUUAAUGGAAAGAAAAUGACAUUUAAAUAAUGUGUGUGAUGUAUAAUGUACUGUUGACAUGGGCAGCAACACUUUAUAUUCUUAAACAUUUCAGGGUAAAUAUAUUUUAUAAAUAUCUAUUUAAUCUUUUGUAGUUAACUGUACUUUUUAAGAGCUCAAUUUGAAAAAUGUUACAUAAAAAAAUAAAUUGUGUGUUGAUU
Messenger RNA from Cercocebus atys (sooty mangabey), 3362 nucleotides. It is a transcript of the gene PTPN2, whose product is annotated as protein tyrosine phosphatase, non-receptor type 2. The transcript has 9 exons. The record is from RefSeq and is a predicted model, not a curated record. Bases 1744 to 2763 code for a protein of 339 amino acids. Gene Ontology annotation, biological process: protein dephosphorylation. Gene Ontology annotation, molecular function: protein tyrosine phosphatase activity. Lineage: Eukaryota; Metazoa; Chordata; Mammalia; Primates; Cercopithecidae.